Messenger RNA from Cheilinus undulatus (humphead wrasse), 2879 nucleotides. It is a transcript of the gene patl1, whose product is annotated as PAT1 homolog 1, processing body mRNA decay factor. Gene Ontology annotation, molecular function: RNA binding. Bases 78 to 2570 code for a protein of 830 amino acids. The record is from RefSeq and is a predicted model, not a curated record. Gene Ontology annotation, cellular component: P-body. NCBI's taxonomy places the organism in Eukaryota, Metazoa, Chordata, Actinopteri, Labriformes, Labridae. Gene Ontology annotation, biological process: P-body assembly; deadenylation-dependent decapping of nuclear-transcribed mRNA. The transcript is spliced from 20 exons.
GUUGAAUUGGACGUCUCCAUUGCGUCAUUUGGCGCUUCGCUCCCGAUGCACCUCUUUUCCCGAAAGCCUAAAGAUAGAUGUUUCGAUUUCAGUCCCUGGAUGAAGACUGUACGUUGGAGGAGGAAGAUGAGGGGCUGAUCGAAGAGGAAGAUGAAAUUGAUCAGUUCAAUGAUGACACAUUUGGGGCUGGGGCCAUCGAUGACGACUGGCAGGAGGAACACAAACGCCUAGCUGAGCUCGAUGAGAGGGACGGGCUCGGAGCAGGUCUGGGGUUGGGAGGAGGAGGUAUGGGAGGAGAGUCUGAUUUAGGAGGAGCCGGAGACUUGUCCUCCACACCCCUCCCUUCCUCUGCAGGCCAUUUUCCUCCUCCAUCGUCCCUCCCCUCACUCAAGUUCUCCUCAUCCUCCUCUGGAGUGCCUCCCCCAGAUGUGGAGGAUCGAGCAGGUGGAGGUGACUUGGCCGAGUCCCUGGCCAGGCUCAUCCUUGAGGCUGACCCGGCCAUCGCUGGGGUCGGUGCGGCUGAGAGGCCAGGCCCACCACUCAGCUCUUCAGGAUCCAGCCUGUCUGCACUGCAGGGACUCGACCGAUCCAGAGUCCUGCCCCAGCCUUCCUCCAUCCCACACCCCGGCCAGCAUCCCCACCAUCCCCAGCACCAGCUGCCUCCUGGGCCCUCCACUUCAGGCCUUCCACCUGGCCCCCCUCCUUCAUCCAUGCUCAGUUACCAACAGCAGCAACACUUGCUGCGCAGAGGGGCCGCUCCUAUGGGACAGAUGAACUCUCACAGUAUCUGGGAGAACAGCAUGGGUUUUGGGCCAGUCAGCGUUACCCCAGGACUGGUUACACACAUGGAGGAUAACACACUUAUGUCCAUCAUCAAGGAGGUGGGCCUUCCUAAACGACCUCCUCAGGGGAGAAAUGAUGAAGGACGGGAUUUGUCAGAAAGGGUCCCACCUCCAAGAUCCUCUUCCCCUGUGAUUGGCUCCCCUCCUGUGAGGGCGGUGCCUAUUGGGACGCCGCCCAAACAACCAAUGAGCCACGCACUGAAUCAUCAGAUCCACCAUCCCACGGCGGUUCAUGUGAGAGCCCCGGUGCAGCACAGAUACCCUCCUCCUUUCCCUGAGCGUCUGUCACCCAACACCCUCCUCAAUAUAGCUAACUCUCCACUGUGCCGUGGUCCGUUCCCUCCAGGAGUCCUGUCUCAGAUCCAAAGGGCGCAGCUGCUCAACUCUCAGGUGGCUGGUUUCCCCCGUGGUGGCCCAGCUCCUCCGUUGUUACCGGGCGGUGGUGGUUUCAGGCCCUUCUUCGGGGGUCCUCCUCCUCCACACGGUCACAGAAUGGGCCCACCUCCCCCUCACGGACCCCCAAACCACACACCGCCCAUUAGACACAACACCACCCACCUCCACCCACAGCACCGCCGCAUGCUCACACAGCGCAUGCAGAACAGAGGAGGGGACCGGAACAGGACGGGAGGAGACCGGCGUAGCAGGGACCCUUACAGUAACCUGAUGACCCAGAAAGAGAAGGAGUGGGUCACAAAGAUCCAGAUGAUGCAGCUGCAAAGUACAGAUCCUUACCUGGAUGACUACUACUACCAGAACUACUACGAAAAGAUGGAGAAACGUCAGGAAAGAGAGAGAGACAGCAGCAAGAAGGAGCAUGCCACCAAACUGAUCACUCCGCAGGUCGCCAAGGUGGAACACACCUACAGACCUGUUCAGUUCGCAGGCUCUCUGGGUAAACUGACCGUCUCAAGCGUCAACAACCCUCGAAAGAUGAUCGACGCUGUAGUGACGUCUCGCACGGAUGAUGAGGAAAAAAGAGAGAAGCAGGUUUGGAAUAAGAGACGGCAGAUCCUCUACACUGUAGAGAAGAUGUACAGUUUGCUGCUUGAGGUUCAAGACUUUGAGAAACGUUUUGUGCAGACGCCGGAGGAGGACCGGGAGGCUCUGCUGGAGCAGCACAAAACCAACACGGUGCAGCUGUGCAACUCUCUGAUGGAGAAGGAGUGGGACGACAGAGUGAGCGAUGAGCAAUGUGUGAUGAUCAUGUCUGUGAGGAAGGGCAAGCGGCUCAUCUCCAGGCUUCUCCCCUUCCUGCCGUCACCCCAGGCUGCCGCCGUUGUCAUGGCGAUUGCCCGAAACCUCCCCACCCUGGCCAAGAAGGACAAGCAAGAUCAGGUGCUGUGCUGGUUAGUGGAGCCGGUUUCUGCUGUGAUCCAGUCUUUGUCGAGCUCUGCUCUCACAGACCUGCUGCAGGAGCUUCAGGGCAGCGAGGGCCAGCUGGCUACAGUACUACACAACAAGUUCGGUGUGACUCUUCUGUAUCUGAUCCUGAGUGAAGGAGAGAGGAUGCAGAGUUCCGACCCCAACUGUCAACUCAUGGACGACAAUCGAUGGACCGAGUUGGUGUUUUCAGUGACGAGGGAGCUGCUCAGCGUUCCUUCCUCGUCCCUCUCUCCCCCCCUCUUCACCCCUCCAAACCUCCUCUCCCUUCUGUCUCGCUAUGUUGACCGGCAGAGGCUGGAGCUGCUGCAGGACAAGCUACAGAUCUCUGCUUUGUCCAGGUAGAAGUUACAACAAACAUCAAUACAACUCCCCCCCUCCCCUCGAUGCAGAGCUUUGUUUUUGUGUGUGUCACAGGAGUGUAUGAAUGUGUGUGUGCUCUUGAGGUGAAUCCAUGGUGGAUCAUUUUAAUCCAACAGACUCUAGUCACUUUUUUUUCUUUGUGUUAAGUCUGUGUGCGUGAGUGUAAGGAGAGAGUGUGAGAGUUGGACAGUUUGAAUGACGAUAAAAAUGAAAUCUGCAUUUUUAAAUCUCUUGUUUACGAUUAUGCCUGUGAUAAACCUUCAAAUUAAAAGUAUUUCUAUUAUAUAAAAA